UAUCCAUCAGAAAAUGCAUGCAAACCGAAAGGCAAGAGAGAGAGAAAAUGCUUGCAGAGAUAAACCCUGUUGACAUCAACAGAAUAUGAGAAAGUGAAUUAAUACUCAUUUUCUGAUCUAUUGCCAUUAUUUACGAAGUGUAAUUCAUCUCAUUUUCUCCAAAAGUCGUCAGUUUUAGGAGAAAUUAAGAGCGACCGAGUUAAAUUUGAGUCAAAAUCAGGGGCAGUCGAUAGGCAUGGUCUGGAUGUCACAAUAGCAGCUAGUGAUCCCAGCAGAAAAACGUGGAAAUUAAGUGUGAUUUUCGCGCUGCGCAUUAUUAAAACCUCACAGAUGUUGUCAUAUGCUUUUGCAAGUUAACAUUGGCUAUUUUGCGUCAUUCUAUGCCGUUUGCGGAUUAGUUACGUUUCUUGGUUUUAAAACCUAUAUUUGAGUACCCCCAUACAGAAGACCACAUUAAAUAUUUCUGCGCAUAUAAUGUUGAACAAAAACGUCGGAGAGACAAUCCCGCAAUUCUUCCAAUUAAUAUUAAACGUUCUGAUAACAUUCGUGCUUCUUUGUGAGAUCUUCUAUAUCCUACAGACCAUCUUCGCAUAAGUAGGAAGUCCCGUCAUCUUAUGAAUAUUCAGUUAUUAUGAAUAGUGUAUAGUUGGCACGCCUCCUGGCAACCCGGGAAAAAUCUUAACAGGAAGCAAUUUUAAGUAGAAAAAACUAAACAUGGGACCCAGACAGCGGAUUUUUCUUCAGAUUUUCAAGAUGCCUCGGGAACUGCCACUGUAAACGUGACAUAUACCAGGAAAUUCCUGCUUGAUAAAGACUAAGUAGUAUGUUUGGCGUGUGCUUGCUUAAUAGUUUUGAUGCAACUCUGAGCACAUCACAUUAAAAUGUAUAUAUAAACUCAUUUUCUGGCCAAUGGAAAGAUUUAUGAAACAAGAAAGAGUGUUCAUUUUUUCCAAGGAAUAUUUUUUAAAAUAUGUCUAUUGUCACACCUCAAAAGACUGUCACUAGAAAUAAAUGCUUUAGUUGUUCUGAUUGUGGGAAAUGUUUUACACAACAAGGACAUGUUUCAAGGCAUCGCCAGAUUCACACGGGAGAAAAGCCUCACAAGUGCACUGACUGUGGAAAGAGUUUUGCCCAGCUAAUAAAUUUGUCUACACAUAAGCGGAUUCACACAGGAGAAAAACCUUUUCAGUGCUCUGAGUGCGGGAAAAGUUUUGCAUUUCGAUCAAAUUACAAUAGACACAGGCAGAUUCACAAUGGUGAUAAGCCUUACAAAUGCUCUGUUUGUGGAAGAUGUUAUGCUCAUAUGAUCCAGCUUGCACAACAUGAACGGACUCAUAGGGGUGAAAAACCCUAUCAGUGUACCGAGUGUGGGAAAACCUUUACACAACAUUCAAAUCUUACAAGCCACUUCUUGGUACACACUGGAGAGAAGCCGUAUAAAUGCACUGAUUGUGGAAAGAGCUUUACAAGAGUAACCAAGCUGUCACACCACCAACGUCUUCAUACAGGAGAGAAACCCUUUUCAUGUGUAGAUUGUGGAAACAGUUUUGCAAAUUCUAAAGAACUUGGAGAGCACCAGAAUACUUGCAAAACAGAGAAACCAUUUAAAUGCACAGACUGUGGGAAGAGCUUUAUGCGUCCUUACAAUCUCUCACAACAUCGGAAAAUUUACUUUGAUGAAAAACUAUUUAUUUGCACUUAUUGUGGGAUGAGUUUUGCACGGUUUACAUGCCUUUCUGAACACCAGUUAAGUCACAGUGGAGGAAAUCCUUUUGAGUGUAAGGAAUGUAAGAAAACAUUUACAAGGCUAACAAACCUGACACGACACCAGCAGAUUCACAAAGGAGAUGCACUCAAAUGUACAAUAUGUGGAAAGGCUUUUACACGUCGGGAUAAUCUUACAGUUCACCAAAGACUACACUCACAAGAGAGAUCUCUCUACUAUAAUAUUGUUGCAUUAGACUUUGACAAUGUCAGUACGGAAGUGGAAAAGUCAGCAGGAUAAUUCUGAAUGAAAAAGUGCAGGUGCAGAAUGACUUUCGGUAAACAUUUUGAUAUAAUGCACUGUGAUUUUAUAUUUGCAAUUGCUAAAACAAAAAUUAAAGGGAAACUUGAUGAACAUGAAUGAUGAAGGAAGGAAGAAUAGGUUAUAUGAGUCCAGAAGAUUAUGAAAGAAAAAUUCAACUUCAUCAGUAAAUGUAUGAAAGUAAAAUAAAAAAUGGGCUAUGUGAUAAGGCCACGUAAGGGUGCACAAUAAGCCUUAUUUAAAGAUAUGAAGGGAAGCCUGGAAAUUGAAGGGUGCAAUAGAAUGUAGCUUUCCAGUGAACAAAGGACGCCUGACACCAGGUUGCUUGUGAAAAAAAAAAUCAUACUAUUCUAACCCGCUGUUUAAAAAUGAACAAAUAAAACUUUUUUCUUUU
Protopterus annectens (West African lungfish) is the source of this 2420-nucleotide messenger RNA. RefSeq names its product zinc finger protein 239-like. The transcript has 2 exons. The record is from RefSeq and is a predicted model, not a curated record. Lineage: Eukaryota; Metazoa; Chordata; Ceratodontiformes; Protopteridae. The coding region runs from base 971 to 2005 and encodes 344 amino acids.